AUGCUGUCCAUCCCAGAUCACAAGCCUCUCCAGGACUGUUCCAGCUCAAAUUCCCACGACCAACUCACACCCAACACCGUGCACACGGUCUUCAGCCUGGCCCACCACGAGUCAUUUUGGACCCCUCAACCGUCGUCAGGAAACUGCGAAUUUUACUGGCAUGCAAUUCUCCUCAUGACUUCUGGGGGCAGCGUACUGAUCUGCGGGAUGGUUUUGAGUGGACUGUACUUCGCCGGGGUUUCCAUGAUGGCCACCAAUAUUCUCGGCCCCGCCCUGCUGUCUAUCGGUCUGAUGGUGCUUGUAGUGGGUGUGGUUUUGGUGCCCAUCACUCGGGAAAUGAGGCAUCAGAAUGCUACGAUGCGGAUGUGUAGCUUUUAUAAGCCUCAGUUAAACCCGUGA
Molecule: messenger RNA, 399 nt
Organism: Myxocyprinus asiaticus (Chinese sucker)
Lineage: Eukaryota; Metazoa; Chordata; Actinopteri; Cypriniformes; Catostomidae
Product: phosphoinositide-interacting protein-like
Exons: 1
Coding region: 1-399 (132 amino acids)
Biological process (GO): phosphatidylinositol-mediated signaling; positive regulation of cation channel activity
Molecular function (GO): transmembrane transporter binding; phosphatidylinositol bisphosphate binding
Source: RefSeq, a predicted model, not a curated record